AUGGACCGCGAUGAUCUCCCUCCCUCAAUUAAUUUUCCCGAAGAGGAAGAGAAAAUAUUGAAAUUUCAUAACGAAAUAGACGUAUUUAAGACAUCUAAUAAGCUUUCUUCAAAACGUCCACUAUUUUCUUUUUUUGAUGGUCCACCUUUCGCAACGGGCCUUCCUCAUUAUGGUCACAUUCUUGCCGGAACCAUUAAAGAUGUAGUAACUCGGUUCGCCUACAGUGAAGGCCAUCAUGUACAUCGACAUUUUGGUUGGGAUUGCCAUGGUCUUCCAGUUGAAUACGAAGUUGACAAAACCCUCGGCAUCACGGGUCCUGCUGAUGUAGCUGCUAUGGGUGUUGCUGCUUACAAUGACAAGUGUAGAGAGAUUGUUAUGCGUUACUCGUCGCAGUGGCGCGAUGUGGUAUUACGAUUAGGUCGAUGGAUUGAUUUCGAUAAUGAUUAUCGUACAAUGUACGCCACUUUCAUGGAAUCAGUUUGGUGGGUCUUUUCUGAACUUUUCGAAAAAGGUCUCGUCUACCGUGGUAUUAAGGUUAUGCCUUUCUCCACCGCUUGCUCUACCCCAAUAUCUAAUUUUGAAGCCGGGCAAAAUUAUAAGGAUGUUCAGGAUCCCGCUGUCGUUGUUGCCUUUUCGGUUGAUGAUAGUGAAGAAAAUCUAGAACUUCUUGCAUGGACAACGACUCCAUGGACCUUACCAAGCAAUCUUGCACUUUGUGUGAAUCCUGAAAAUGAUUACGUAAAGGUUAAAGACAAGACUAGGAAUAAUCGAGUUUUCGCUCUCAUGGAGUGUCGUCUCACUUGGUUCUUCAAAAAGCCAGAAGACUAUGAGGUUCUUGAUAAAAUGAAGGGUGAUAAACUUAUCGGUCUGAAAUAUAAGCCGCUGUUUGACUAUUUCAUUGAAAUGAAGCAAUCUCGAGGAGCAUUCCGCGUUCUUGGAGACUCCUACGUUACUGAGGAAACGGGUACUGGUAUUGUCCAUCAAGCUCCCUAUUUCGGAGAGGAAGAUUACAAGAUCUGCUUGCGAGAGGGAAUAGUAACGCGUGAUAUGCCACCGAUAUGUCCGGUUGACGCCAGUGGUCGAUUCACCUCCGAAGUUAGUGAUUUCGUCAAUCAGUACGUGAAGGAUGCUGAUAGAAACAUCUGCCAACAUCUCAAAAGUGCUGGUCGUCUUCUGCAGCAGUCCACCAUUCAGCAUUCUUAUCCAUUCUGUUGGAGAUCGGACACACCACUGCUUUACAAGGCUGUACCAACUUGGUUCAUUCGAGUGGAGUGUUUAGUUGAACGUCUUUUGGCUAAUAACGCCAAAACAUCCUGGGUGCCGGAUUUUAUUAAGGAGAAACGUUUUGCCAAUUGGUUGCGAGAUGCACGGGAUUGGGCCAUCUCUCGUAACCGAUAUUGGGGUACUCCGAUUCCCCUCUGGGUGUCUGAUGAUCUGGAGGAGGUUAUCUGUGUAGGAUCCAUUGAUGAGCUGGAACGUCUUUCUGGAGUGCGGGUCACCGAUCUUCACAAGGAAUUCGUUGAUCCUAUUACAAUUCCUUCAAGGAUGGGAAAAGGCGAUUUGAAACGGGUCUCUGAGGUGUUUGACUGUUGGUUCGAGUCUGGAUCUAUGCCAUAUGCCCAGAUUCAUUAUCCUUUCGAAAACGUGGAGCGUUUCAAGAAGGGCUUCCCGGCUGAUUUUGUUGCAGAAGGUGUAGAUCAAACUCGUGGUUGGUUCUACACUCUCCUUGUCCUCUCUACUGCUCUCUUUGACCAGCCCCCUUUCAAGAAUCUCAUUGUCAAUGGAAUUGUUCUCGCUUCGGAUGGUCAAAAGAUGAGCAAACGCCAAAAGAAUUACCCGGACCCUCGAGGUGUGGUUGAUAGAUAUGGUGCCGAUGCUCUGCGUCUCUACCUCGUCAAUUCGCCAGUUGUUCGAGCUCAAAAUCUACGUUUCUUUGAAUCUGGCGUUCGAGAUGUUCUCAAGGAAGUCUUGAUCCCUUGGUACAAUGCUUUCAGAUUCCUCAUGAAGGCUAGUUCGGGCAUUGAGCCUUGGGAACGAGCGCAUGAAAAAUCCUUCAUUGUUCCUGUUGAAAUUUGGCCAAAAUCUCGCAACCUGAUGGACCGUUGGGUACUUUCUUUCACCCUUACACUUCUACGUUUCGUGCAUACGGAAUUGCGGGCUUAUAGGCUCUAUACUGUGGUGCCACGUCUUCUGCGUUUCAUUGAAUACCUCGUCAACUGGUACAUUCGAAUGAAUAGACGUCGAUUGAAGGGUGAAUCGAUGGAGGAUGAAGAAGACUGGUUUGCCGCCCUCCAUACUCUCGUUAAAGUUCUCACUCAACUUAUCUUCAUGAUGGCUCCUUUCGCUCCCUUCUUCACUGAGUUCAUCUUCCAACGUCUCAAAACUAAGCUCGAUUUCUCCAACUUCAAGAUUGAAAAUAUUAACGAAGUGCCUAGUGCUGUGGAUGAACAUGGAGCACCUGUGUCUCUACACUAUCUGAUCAACUUGUGGUACCCGGCUGAGUUGGACAAAGACAAUGCCGCCACAACUGAUGUUGUUGAUUCUGCCUUGGAGGCUCGUGUAGCUUUUAUGCAAGCUGCCGUGGAAGCAGGUCGUAGUAUUCGCACACGUCUUGAACUACCUCUCAAGGCUCCUCUUCGUUCGGCCGUUCUAAUUCAUCCCCCGGACACUGACGUUGUGGACGCACUCGGAAAAGAUGGUUCAGAUGGUCUGGCUAACUACGUCCGAGAAGAGCUGAAUGUUCGUCAGCUGACUGUCACCUCGGACAAGGCAGCUUAUGGAGUGCGUCUCAGGGCUCGACUCAAUCCAGCAACUGCUGGCCCACGUCUUCGUGGAGCGUUCAAACCAAUCAGCAAUGCAUUAUCGGCUCUAUCUCAAUCUGCUCUGGAACAAUACCUAGUGAAAGGAGAAAUGACUUUAGAAGAUGAACUCUUGUCCGGAGAUGAUGUGACGAUUGACUAUGUUGUGGGAGACUCCCGCGAAUCCAAUUCGUGUGAGGAAAAUUCCCUCCUGAAAGCUGCAAAGGGCAAAUUGAAGAAAACCGGAAGGUUGGCAACAGCGUCACCCGUGAAGGCAAAAGAAAAGCCAGAAGACGGACCACAUUGGGAAGCCCAGGCGUGGGAUGUCCCCGACGGUUUGGGUCGUAUCUUGGUACUCCUUGACGUGCGACCUGAUGCUGAAUUGGUAGAAGAGCGGCUCGCACGGGAACUUAUUAAUCGAAUUCAACGAGCUCGGAAGAAGGGUAAUUUGCUGCCUGAAAACACCAUCCAGGUUGUGAUUUCCACAACUUCUGAGUCCCUACGCAAAGCACUCUCUACGCAUGCAAUGUUGAUAGAUGCGACAGUAAAGCAGCCAAUUGCCUGUUGUGCCGAUGCAAAUGAUGAUUCAGGAGCUUUAACAACUGCCAAGGUGGAUGCUGAGGCCAGAGGCGAAAGGCUUGGAGAAUUGGUCAUAAGUGAAGCAACCACGAUACCACCAGACGACUUAAGCGUCACGAUCUUCCAUCGGUUGACAAAAUGUUCCAACUCAAAGUCACCAGCAAAUCAAAAACAAGUCAAAGCUCAGUCAAAUUCAAGUGCAAAUAGUCCUGAACGUGGUAGUCAGAGUCCUUCCUUGAAGGUUCGGUGUUCAAAGACGGGUGAAAGUAUUGAUGUGCGUCUUGUGGAUGCUCAUGGAAAGCGUCUAGUUUCUGAUGUUGUAGAGCUGUUGAAUGUUGUUCGAGGUGCUCUUGGAUGGGUGAAGACGGCGGAAAUGCGCUUGAUGCAUUGUGGUUCGAUGGUACAAUGCAACUCAACGGAGAACAUACUGAGGUUUUCCGGUUUAGAGCUAAGUUUAGAAUAA
This is a messenger RNA of Rodentolepis nana, 3840 nucleotides long. NCBI's taxonomy places the organism in Eukaryota, Metazoa, Platyhelminthes, Cestoda, Cyclophyllidea, Hymenolepididae. The record is from the annotation of a GenBank genome assembly.